Pelmatolapia mariae (spotted tilapia) is the source of this 3101-nucleotide messenger RNA. RefSeq names its product histone deacetylase 8 (gene hdac8). The record is from RefSeq and is a predicted model, not a curated record. Gene Ontology annotation, cellular component: nucleus. Gene Ontology annotation, biological process: negative regulation of transcription by RNA polymerase II. The transcript is spliced from 10 exons. Gene Ontology annotation, molecular function: histone deacetylase activity. NCBI's taxonomy places the organism in Eukaryota, Metazoa, Chordata, Actinopteri, Cichliformes, Cichlidae. Bases 87 to 1100 code for a protein of 337 amino acids.
ACUCGGCCAGUAGAAGCUGCUCUCUGUGUUCAGAAUUUGUCUUAUAUUUCAGCUCCAUCUAAACAUUUGGAUUUCAGCCAACCUAAAUGAGUUUCAGAGGUGACAGCGAUGAUGACGACAGCUGCAGUAAACGAAGAGUCGCGUAUGUUUACAGUCCGGAGUAUAUCCAGACCUGCGACACUUUAUCCAAAGUGCCAAACCGGGCGAGUAUGGUCCACUCACUGAUAGAAGCCUAUGGACUGCUUCAACACAUGAGCAUUGUCAAACCCCACGUGGCCACUAUAGAGGAAAUGGCCAAAUUCCACACUGAUUCCUACCUGGAGCAUCUCCACAAGAUCAGCCAGGACGGAGACAACGAUGACCCCCAGUCGGCUGACUACGGCCUGGGCUAUGACUGUCCAGUGGUCGAGGGCAUAUUUGACUAUGCAGCAGGAGUGGGGGGCGCUACGCUGACGGCAGCUCAGACUCUGUUGGACCAAAAGUGUGACGUGGCCAUCAACUGGGCAGGAGGGUGGCACCACGCCAAGAAGGAUGAGGCUUCAGGCUUCUGUUACGUGAACGAUGCCGUGCUGGGAAUCCUCAGACUGAGAGAGAAAUACGAAAGAGUCCUCUAUGUGGACGUUGACCUGCAUCAUGGAGACGGUGUUGAAGAUGCCUUCAGCUUCACAUCCAAAGUUAUGACCGUUUCACUGCACAAGUUCUCGCCCGGGUUCUUCCCAGGUACGGGUGACCUGUGUGACACCGGGCUGGGUAAAGGCCGCUGGUACGCUGUGAACGUCCCGCUGGAGGACGGCAUCAAGGACGACAGAUACUACCAGGUUUUUACCAGCGUCCUGCAGGAGGUGCGGGCACAGUUCAACCCGGAGGCGAUAGUGAUGCAGCUGGGUGCUGACACAAUGGCGGGCGACCCUAUGUGCUCCUUCAACAUGACCCCUGUUGGGGUGGGCAAGUGUCUGCAGUAUGUCCUGCAGUGGCAGCUACCUACACUCCUGCUGGGCGGAGGAGGUUAUAACCUGGCUAACACAGCUCGGUGUUGGACCUACCUGACAGCAGAAGUGCUGGGAAAGACUCUUUCCUCUGAAAUACCUGACCAUGAGUGAUGGGUGGAACCACGUUCAGCUUCCUUGCUCUUUGACCACAGUGAACACCAUAAGGCGCACCGUAUUAUAAGCAAAAUAAAACAGUCAGAUAAGUCAAACUUUACUCAACUCAUUCUUCUUGUUUCCUCCACUUCCGUACCAUUGAUUCAUUAAUGUUGAAUUCCCUCGUAGCUGCUCUGUUCCCAUGUUGUUGCAGUAUAUUAAUGACUAACCUCGUAUUGUGGAUGGAUUAUCUCAGUUGUUCUCCUGACUGAAGUUUGGUCCGUUUACAUCAUCCUGCCAUGCGAUUGCAUUUGUCCCUAACCAUCAGUGACCCUCACGAUAACUUUUUUAUCGAGUGGAAAAAAGUUAGCGUUCAUCCUCCAGCUUCACUGUGUUUAUGUUAUGCUAACAUAGCUGUGUCGCUUGCGAUCACGUAGCACAUCAUUAUAUACCAGCUAGCCCAACAUCAGUAACCCUACAAACGUCACUGCUGUUUAGUUUUCUGUCUUCAUUUAUGUUGGCAGUGAUAGCAGAGCUGUACGUUUUAAUUGUUUCAGAAAUCUCUCAGUCAGAACAUGCUAUAUCAUGUUUAUCAUGUUAGCGAGCUAACUCCCUGCUAACUUCUAACUCCGUUGAAUUUUAUACAUUCUGUUUUCAUGGAUGCCUGGAUGUUAAACUUAAUUGUUACACCAGGUAAAGCAGCAACACUGAUCAUUUUAUUAAAGAUGAAAGAAUUUAGACAGUUUUUAACUCUCAGUGAUGCCGCAGUGUUCGUUUGACUUUGGGACCUGAAGCCGACGGAGUUUUGGACCCAGAUUACUCCACAAGGCUCCUGACUACGGCAGCUGUAAGGCUCCGACAAUCCACCAAGCGGUGCGGCUUGGUAGCUUACCAAACUCGUGCUAAAACAUUUUCCACAGAUCUUUGAGCGCCGUGUACCAAAUCAGUUCGAGGUCAGUAAGCAGAACGAGAAUUCAUACAUAAGGCGCACCAGAUUCUAAGACGCACUGUCGAUUUUUGACAAAAUUAAAGGAUUUUAAGUGUGCCUUAUAAUGCGGAAAAUACAGUACAUGUUUUACUUAUUAUGGUCAUUCUAAGAGUCACAUAGGAGGAUUAUCCAAGAUAUUGGCUAAUGACUUGUCAAUCACAUUUUUUUUUGUUUUUUGUUGGGUUUUUUGGCCAGUAAGCUUCACAGUCAGAUCCACCCCUCACUUGCCUUAUCCAGUUUCAAGACCCCAAGGUGGUGACACAGACCUUGACUCAACACUUGAUAAUGGGUCUUUGCUAACUUGUAACAGCUGCAGUCAAACAAAAACCCAGCGCAAUAAUAAUUUUGCAAAACUUAAAUGCUAUUUAGGCUUUGUGCUUUUCUAUUAAGAAACUAGAAGCCUUUCAAAUGAACUUUGCUGCGUUUUGGUCUCCUGGUACAGGAUUUGUAAAUUCCUGAAAAUGUAGUAUGUGAGCGUUAGAAGUGAAUUUACCCCUGCCCCCAACACUGCUGAGUUAAUCUCUAAGCUGUUGGAGGAAAUUUGUGGAAGCAAGUUAUGCAAGCUCCUCAUAAGUGUCCAGCCAUGGCCUGAGUUUCAAACCCAGAACUGUGUGGCUGGCUUUACGGGAACAAAGCCAGAAAGAAUGGAAAGAGAUAUCUUGAUAUGGUUGAGAAAAACAGAAAUGAUGGUCAAAAACUGGAAGGAAGUGUGUCCUUUUUUAACCACUGUUUUGAAUUGAUUUCACUGUUAUGUUUAAAAAAAAAGAUCCCUGAAAGCCUGUGUAAAUAUUCAUCACCAGUCAGUUCAGUUCUUCAAAGUCCAAACAGACUCUGAAACUUUCCAGGAAAGCAGCUGCAUUCUCCAAAAAAAGAGAAAAAAACAAAGACAAAGAAGACAGAGUGUAUUUUGGCACUCUGCUGCAGUGACUCUGGGCAAAUGUGAUGGAUGAACACAUGACUGUGAAUAAGAAAAAUUAAGUAUUAUUUCAAAAUCGGCAAAUCCAAAACCUUCCGAUGUGAUCUGUGUGUGU